Molecule: messenger RNA, 3605 nt
Organism: Branchiostoma belcheri (Belcher's lancelet)
Lineage: Eukaryota; Metazoa; Chordata; Leptocardii; Amphioxiformes; Branchiostomatidae
Exons: 13
Coding region: 95-2665 (856 amino acids)
Source: RefSeq, a predicted model, not a curated record
GUGACAUAUUCGGUGUCGGCCAUAUUGGUGGAAAAGUACGCGCAUUUCUUUGUGUAUAAACAGAGACGUUCUAAGAUAGCAAAAACAACUCAAUAUGCCCGCCUACUGUGUCAUAAAGAGUUGUGAGUUUAGAAGUGGGAGGAAAAAAGGAAUGUCCUUCUGUCGUAUCCCCGCGGUCAUCACGAACCAAGGCGAGGAGGCGCAGCAGCUAUCGGAGGAGAGGAGGCGGCUUUGGCUGGCCGCCAUUUGCAUCGACCGGGACAAACUCACAGAGAGCAACCUCGUCCAUGGCCGCGUUUGCGGCGCCCACUUCGUCUCGGGGAAAGCCGCGCCGCCUUGGAACAGGACCAGCGUGGACUGGGUCCCCACACUAAAACUUACGCGCUCAAAAAUGAGCGAAGCCGAGGAAAGGGCACAGGAAAGAGCGCAGGAGAGAGCUUGGAGAAGAUUUAAACUCUCAAAGAGACGGAGAAGAAAAGCAGCGAUUGCAGCGCUCAGCAACGAAGAAAAACAUCAAAGUGGAGUGCAGACCCGUCCCGUGCCUACUGCUACACCAAGCAACAUGCAACAAGCUGUACUCGUAACUGCACUGAGUGCAGCCAAACAUGCUCGUAUCUCGGACAGUGCACAAGCUGCUGGCGAAGAAUUACAACAUGGAGCUGGUGAUCAUGACAUUGAAGGGGACAGAACUCCACCAGUGGGCAGCGUCCUCGGAUUCUCCAAGGAGACGACCUUUGCCCUCUUACCCAGGAUGCACCUGGAAGAGCUGCAGUCGGAACUGAACCGGCGGAACAUCGAGGUGAAGCUGGCGGGCGGCGACCGGCCGAGGGGGCGGGGUGACCUUGAACAUGUGCUGAGAGAGGUCAUGACCCGAGAGUAUGAAGAGGCAGAGGGAGAUGAGAGCAUGGAUGUUAGUGACACUAGCUCUACAUUCCAGCACGGCCGUAGUAACCCUAGUUCUACAUUCGAGCACGACCAUAGUAACACUAGCUCAUUGCUCGAGCACGGUUCUUUCCUUGAAGAGGUGAGCAGCAGUGAAGUGCUCUCAGGACUGAACAUUGAUCAAACUACCGCACCAAACGUUCAAGGACCCACAGGAAAUGAAGAGACGCCUAGUAGUCGCCAAGCAGCAGACAAAAAUGUCUCCGAGACUCCAAGUACUGAUACAUUCCUGGGACAAGUGCAGGUGAAGAAAGAGCCGAUCGAACAGUAUCACGUGGCAACGACUUCUAGUUCCUCAAACACUGUUCAACCUACGACAGAACCGUCAACAAGUCAGAUAGGGCCUACAUGCACCAGGUCUGGAACGUCACAGCCAAAUGUAACACGUGCACAGAACUUGGCAGUAAGAAUCAAAACAGAGCCUGGUGCAGAAGAAACAACAGAAGAAGAGCAGCCAGAGAGUGAAGACCUGAGCAGUGAGCCCUGUGUCUCCUCCCCAGGACAGUUGUCUCAUGAACUGGACAUGGUAGAUGUCUCCAUGGGAGAAGAAGAAGACAAGCUUCAGAGUGAAGAACCUGUGAAGGCUGCAUCAGACGACUCACCUCAGACAUUUCCAACUACCUCAAACAACAGAGGCAACUUCCGUGUCGCUGUGGAUAGACCCAGAAAAAGGAGCCGUACCGACAUGACUGCCCAUUACCCAACACUUCACCAGUACUACCAGAAAGGCAUGCAAAACUGCAAAGACCUGAAAUGUCGGAUCAUGAUCGCCGAAGUGGCUGAGGUCACCAAGCUCCCAGAGAUAAAUGUUAAGAACUGGAUUCACAACAUGAACAGGAAAGCAGAGCAAGAGAAAAGAGAGCCACCACCCCCGAAGAAACCGAAAAUCGUUUUGAGAAAGAGACAGUGCAGUGUCCUCAGCUGUUUCAAGAGUUGGUACAUGAAAGGGAAAAGUGGGCCCAAUGUGAUGAAAGAUGCCGCGAAGGAAUACAGAAGACUACAGAAGGAGGACCCUGAAUUUCUCAAGAAGUUCCAAGAAGAAGUUAAGAAAGCUAAAGACAUGCCAAAGCCAUCACUUGAAGAACUUGACACUGGAGGCAAGAAGCAGGCAGCCCGAGAGUUAUACAAGGUCUUAGAAAAAACAGUGACAGACUUACACACUUGUGGCUGGGAUGGAUUCGUGGAAUUCUACGACCACAGCACAAAGAAGAGAAGAAGUUGUGGAACUCCAAAAGGGAAGGAACUUCUCAAGCCCAGCUCUUCAAAUGAAACUUCAGCUGAAAAAAGAAGGGAGGAGACAGAGGAAUUAAGGGAAAGACUCCGAGAACAGAUGAACAAGAAAUGGCGUGCUGCUGUGCAAAACAUACCAUCACUUCGUUCCAAAAGGAAACGUUUCCCAUAUGGGAUGCACAGCGAGGGAAAGAUAGUUGUUGAGGGGCUACCGGAUGGAAUGACGUACCGAAGACCUUCUGACUUUGGCACUCCUAAGCUGAAGGCUAUCCUCAAGCAUAUGGACGACAUAGUAAUCCGUGUCACUGAGGAAGGCAAAGAGGAUACAUCAUCAGAUUCAGGACAAGUGCAAGAGCCCUCUACAAGUGCCUCGAGUCCUCAGAGUGACAAACAAGAUUCUGAAACUCCUAACGUUGCUGAGCUCCUGUCAGAAGUUUCAAGCGGACUGGCACAGGCUGGACAGAACAGAGAAGAGGUGUCCAUAGACCUGUAGUAUCAGCCAGGAUGGAGCAGGGCAGUUAUCAAGUGAAGAAUAAAGAGACAGCUAUGCAGAAAUACUGAGGCUCCAAAAAUGUACAGAUGGCAGUUUUGAUAGAGGAGGAAGAACAUGAUGGAUUAAAAGUAGGGUAUGGUAGAAGACUAGCUUCAUGCAUAAUGUUUUUUUUAAUAUCCGAGACAUCAGGUUGAUUUAUCUGAUGUUCUCUAUAUGCUUCUGAAGUGGCAGAUAGCUCUUGGAGCCUAUAGAAGAAAUUAGUGGGGAAUAAAAAAAAUUCCAGCCCGAAAAAUGCUGCUGAACCACAGGAAUACAAAGCUGGUAUUGUGAAUUUACGGUUACUGCAGUACAUAGCGACUUUUCUCAAUAUGAUUUUGAGGUGACAGAUAGCUCUUGGAGUCUAGAAGAUGCUCUAUAGAUUUUGGUGCCCUAGCAGAUUUCGUGAGGAACUUUAGAGGCUUUUUAUUGAAGACUGGAACAAAGUUGUUUUUUUUUUGUACAUCAAUCAAGUUAUUACAUCUUGGUUAGCACACAACAAAAGAGUCAUGAUAAUAUGGUGAUGUUCAAGUGAUUUUCUACUCAACAACUAUAGCACAAUAAAACAAUAGUCAAUACCUACAAAGUUACAAUGAUUUUGUUUUAAUUUGCAAUCAUUGAAUGUCAUCACACGUGUAAACGUAGCAUGUAUGUUAGUCUGCCUUUAAAUGACCGUAAAGGUGGUUACUGAAAUAACUUUGGAACUUUCCCCCAUUUCCUGCGUUUUGUAUUAAUAAAUAGUCAAACUUCUUGGAAUAAGUCAUAACAAUUUUUUUUUAAUUUUCAAUUGCAUCACAAGUGUACACGUCUUGAUCAGCAGGGUGCUGUUGCAGAAGCGUACAGCACAUCCCCGUGACACCCUGUACAGACGGAGGCUAGCUGGGGAAGAUAAGUGUGACCCUAU